AUGCCUCCCAACGCAACCAACCACACCUCGUCGCACCCCGUCCGAGCAUCGCAGAAAGUCAAGCAGUUCUUUGGCAUCCCCCUGAAGUCGCAUCCCACGACAGUCGAGGAAAAGGCCGACGAAGCCACUGACCUCCUGUGUUACCAAGGAGAUCGCCAAGAAGUUAUUAUCAUUAAGCAUUAA
Aphanomyces invadans is the source of this 183-nucleotide messenger RNA. RefSeq lists its product as hypothetical. The record is from RefSeq and is a predicted model, not a curated record. Bases 1 to 183 code for a protein of 60 amino acids. NCBI's taxonomy places the organism in Eukaryota, Oomycota, Saprolegniomycetes, Saprolegniales, Verrucalvaceae. The transcript has a single exon.